Colletotrichum abscissum is the source of this 639-nucleotide messenger RNA. RefSeq lists its product as uncharacterized. The record is from RefSeq and is a predicted model, not a curated record. Bases 1 to 639 code for a protein of 212 amino acids. Lineage: Eukaryota; Fungi; Ascomycota; Sordariomycetes; Glomerellales; Glomerellaceae. The transcript has 4 exons.
AUGAUGCAAGGCGAGCGCCAUGCCGCAAAUCAGAUCAUCUCAAGAGCUCCGGAGGCGCGACCUUGGCGGAUCCCGGGGCUUCUCGCUCUGUCUCCUACAGUACAGGCCGUCACAUCACCCGUCAUCGACCUCAAAAGCGCUGACAGCCAGGCGACGACGGGAGGUGCGUUCAUCCUGUUCUCCAUCCUCGCUGCCGUUAACCUGGCCCGUGUCAUCGUUGACAGAAAAGCAGAAGGUAGCAGGCGGGACGUCAUGACAGCGUCAAGGGGGUUACAAUGGCACCUCACUAUCGUCGGCGUUUGGCAGAGUGGUUCCAGCUUCGCUGGCCCUGGCGACCGAAUAUCUUUCCUGAUCCCGGCCUCGCACAACUUGCUAGCCCUCCGCACCAGUGAUCCAGACAUCGACUUUGACAGCAAGCUACCUGCCACAACUCUGUUCCUCCGCUGCUCCCCUGAUCCUUUCCAUUACACGGACGGAGAGGGGAGGCUGGUGGAUUGUCGGCAGCAGCCCCUCCCCGCACAAACCGGCGCCGGUACACGAGUCGAGCACAGAACACUCAUGUUUGACGCAUUGCUGACUGGCGCCGUUGAGACCCCUGCGAAACAUCGUUGGGCCGUGCAGUACCAGCGUCAGGAUUAA